This is a messenger RNA of Colletotrichum navitas, 2352 nucleotides long. Its product is annotated as RNA recognition domain-containing protein. The coding region runs from base 1 to 2352 and encodes 783 amino acids. Gene Ontology annotation, cellular component: cytoplasmic stress granule. NCBI's taxonomy places the organism in Eukaryota, Fungi, Ascomycota, Sordariomycetes, Glomerellales, Glomerellaceae. The transcript has 3 exons. Gene Ontology annotation, molecular function: mRNA binding. The record is from RefSeq and is a predicted model, not a curated record.
AUGCAGGAAAUCCAAGGACCCGUCGGCCAGGGCGGCCCCAGUGCUCCUGGGAACCGCUUCGGCCACGCCUCCAAGCCUUCCAACAGCGAUACCGGUUUCUCUCACGGAGCUUUCACUUCCAACAUCUCUGGCUUCGCUGACAGGCACCCUCGCCGCGGAAACAUUCCCACUAUCAAUACCCAACCCCUGAAUCACCACCAGCAGGCGCCUCCCUCUGCUGCUGAUAUGGCCACUCCUGGCACCGGCUUCGAUAUGCAGUUUACUCCUCUGCUCCCCUCUCAGCUGCUACUCGGAAGCCCUUUCCAGCCCGGAACUCCUGCCGCUUUUGCUAGCCCUCAGUUCCAGAAUCUCCAGAGCUUCCAGCAGGCCCAGCAGCAGAGCCAGCAGCAGCACCACCACCAGAACGGCCUUCAGAGCCCCAUUCAGCAGAGCAUGUCUCCCCAGCAGUACCAGGCCUUGGUUUCUCCCUCGACCUACGGUGCUCCCCAGUUCUUCCAGCCUCAGUCACCGACCGGCGGCAGCUUCAAUGGCAUGCAAAUUCCCAUGCAACCUAGCUCCCCCGUUUCCAUGGGUCCGGGUAUCGUUACUGGCACCAGCCGCACUGUCUACCUUGGUAACAUCCCCCCGGACACAUCAGCCGAGGAGAUCUUGGGCCACGUCCGCAGCGGCCAAAUCGAGUCCGUUCGUCUUCUUCCCGACAAGAACUGUGCUUUCAUCUCUUUCCUGGACGCCAGCUCCGCCACCCAUUUCCACUCUGAUGCCAUCUUGAAAAAGCUCUGCAUCAAGGGUCAGGAUAUCAAGGUGGGUUGGGGCAAGCCUUCCCAGGUUCCUACCUCGGUGGCUUUGGCCGUUCAGCAGGCUGGUGCUUCACGCAAUGUGUACCUGGGCAACCUGCCGGAGGACAUUACUGAGGAGGAGCUCCGCGAGGACCUGGGAAAAUUCGGUGCCAUUGACACUGUCAAGCUCGUCCGCGAGAAGAGCAUUGCUUUCAUUCACUUCCUGUCUAUCGCCAAUGCGAUCAAGGCCGUUAACCAGCUUCCUCAAGAGCCGAAGUGGCAGGCCCCUCGCCGCGUUUACUACGGCAAGGACCGAUGUGCUUACGUUUCGAAGACGCAGCAGCAGAACGCUGCUCAGUACCUUGGAAUCGCGCCUGGCUAUGCGCACAUGCUCACUGGUGCAGACCGCGACGUCAUCUCCAACGCCCUGGCCCAGCAAUCCGUUGCCGCGGCCGCUGUCGCGACCACUGCUGGUGGCAUCAACAACCUUGGAAACCGUACCAUUUAUUUGGGCAAUAUUCACCCCGAGACGACGAUCGAAGAGAUCUGUAAUGUUGUCCGCGGUGGCCUUCUUCACCACAUCCGUUACAUCCCUGACAAGCACAUCUGCUUCGUCACUUUCAUCGACCCGACGGCUGCCGCCUCCUUCUACGCUCUCAGCAACCUGCAAGGUUUGAUGAUCCACAACCGCAGACUGAAGAUUGGCUGGGGCAAGCACUCCGGUGCUCUCCCACCCGCCAUUGCCCUCGCUGUUAGCGGAGGUGCCUCUCGCAAUGUCUACAUUGGCAACUUGGACGAGACGUGGACCGAGGAGCGACUGAAACAGGACUUCUCCGAGUACGGCGAAAUCGAGCUGGUCAACACCUUGAGGGAAAAGAGCUGCGCGUUUGUCAACUUCACCAACAUUGCCAACGCCAUCAAGGCUAUCGAGGCUGUGCGAAGCAAGGACGAGUACAAGAAGUUCAAGGUCAACUUCGGCAAGGACCGUUGCGGAAACGCGCCCCGUCAGCUCCAGCAGCAGGCGCAAUCUCCUCGCACUGAUGGUGUUUCGUCGCCUCCACCCAACGGUUCCCAGAAUUCGGGCUCCCCAACCAACGGCAACACGCCCCAGCAGUCGGCAACCAUGUUUAACUCGAACAACCACCCCCUGACGAUGUACCUGAACCAUCAAGCUCAGCAGCAGCAGCAGCAACAGCACCAGCAGCUUGCUGCUUUGUUUGGCACCGCACAGUCGUCCCCUAGCGAGAUGUCUAUCGACAUGCAGUCGCAGGGCCCCAUCACGGGCCACCAGCAAUCCGCGAGCAUCUCGAACGGCUACCCUCAAAGCGCAUCUGGUUCUGGUCCCACCACCAUCGGCGGUCUUCUGGCUCCCAAUAACAACCGCGGACAGCACAACCGCGCAGUAAGUCUGCCUGCGCUAAACCCCGGGUUCGACAAUGGCGGCGCGCCCUCGGGCCACGAAGGAGAGCGUCGCGGCCACCAGUACCAAGCGAGCUUUGGCGGCAUGGGUGCUGGCUAUGGCCUGGCCAUCCAGGGCGGCUUAAACCAGUGGGUUGAGGAGGAGGUUGCCAACUAG